AUGAGACUCUUUUCCAUUCUUUGCUUAAUAUUUUUCCUAUUCAGUUGCGUUUUGUCCCUAAAACACCCAAGCUGCGGUGUUAAGUAUCGAGGCGUCGGCCUGUGCAAAAUGUUGAUUACAAAAAUCGUUUACAUACCCAGUGAAAACGUCUGCAAGACAGUGCACAUUAGUGGAUGUUCAGCCGAAGGGACCUUCUUUAAGAGUAUAAAAGCCUGCGAAGCAAAGUGCAAGGAGUAA
This is a messenger RNA of Drosophila eugracilis, 237 nucleotides long. Its product is annotated as kunitz-type serine protease inhibitor homolog beta-bungarotoxin BF B2 chain. Bases 1 to 237 code for a protein of 78 amino acids. Lineage: Eukaryota; Metazoa; Arthropoda; Insecta; Diptera; Drosophilidae. The record is from RefSeq and is a predicted model, not a curated record. Gene Ontology annotation, molecular function: serine-type endopeptidase inhibitor activity. The transcript is spliced from 2 exons.